UUGUCGGUGGGCUGGGCAAGAGCGCGUGGCUGGAUAGCGCUUUCUUCCAGCAGCAGCCGACGCAAGGAGAGAGUCGCAGCAUCCCCUUUCCAGGGUAGUACCAGCUGUUUACGGCGAAGGGACGGGCAGGGCAGCGGCAGGAAUAUAGGCGUUGCCAGCAUCUAAGGACUAUACCGUCGCGUCGGCACUGAAAGGCGUCUAAAUGCUGCAUUCGGGUACAAAAUCUAGUUCAUUCAUACAUUCGCGUGAACGUGCUUAAUACCGAAGGCUGUCUUUUGUUUUAUUAAACGGCUGGCUACCGUUUUGCUAAUUUCAGACGGGGCAGUAACGAUGCGUAUGGAGCGCGGGACAGACAGUGCCGCCGCGUCGCGUGAUAUCAUAUGAUUUCAGCCUUUUCGUGACGGCAGAAUUUUAUCGUAACCGUGAACACGGGCUGAAUUUUAUUCCGGUAGCCGCAGAGAUGUCAAAGAAUAAAAAUUGCGAGACGGUCAAAGUGGUGGUGCGAUGCCGCCCACUCAGCCGAAAAGAAGAAGCGACGGGCUACGAAAGUAUCCUGGACAUGGACGUCAAAUUGGGGCAGGUAACACUGAGGAAUCCGAAAGCGCCGCCUGGGGAAUUGCUAAAAACGUUCACAUUUGACGCCGUGUACGACGCCAGCUCCAAACAAAGCGACCUUUACGACGAGACCGUCAGACCCCUCAUAGAUUCCGUAUUGCUCGGUUUCAACGGGACUAUAUUUGCGUACGGGCAGACGGGCACGGGAAAAACCUACACGAUGCAAGGGCUGUGGAUGGACCCGGAGAAGAGGGGCGUCAUUCCGAAUUCCUUCGAGCACAUUUUCACGCACAUAUCCAGAUCCCAGAACCAGCAGUACCUGGUGCGAGCCUCCUACCUGGAGAUUUACCAGGAGGAGAUCAGGGAUCUGCUGUGCAAGGACCACGCCAGGAAGCUGGAGCUCAAGGAGAACCCGGACUCGGGCGUCUACAUCAAGGACCUCUCCUCCUUUGUGACCAAGAACGUGAAGGAGAUCGAGCACGUGAUGAACGUGGGGAACCAGACGCGGUCCGUGGGCUUCACCAACAUGAACGAGCACAGCUCCCGGUCGCACGCCAUCUUCGUCAUCACGGUGGAGUGCAGCGAGCUGGGCCCCGACGGGGAGAACCACAUCCGGGUCGGCAAGCUCAACCUGGUGGACCUGGCGGGCAGCGAGCGGCAGAGCAAGACGGGCGUCCAGGGAGAUCGCCUGAAGGAGGCCACCAAGAUCAACCUGUCCCUCUCCGCCCUGGGCAACGUCAUCUCCGCGCUGGUGGACGGUAAGAGCACCCACGUGCCGUACCGCGACUCCAAGCUCACGCGCCUGCUCCAGGACUCGCUGGGCGGCAACGCCAAGACCAUCAUGGUGGCCACGCUGGGGCCGUCGUCCUACAGCUACGAGGAGACGCUCACCACCCUGCGCUACGCCAACCGGGCCAAGAACAUCAAGAACAAGCCGCGGGUGAACGAGGACCCCAAGGACGCGCUGCUGCGGGAGUUCCAGGAGGAGAUCGCCCGCCUCAAGGCCCAGCUGGACAAGCGCGGGAUGCUGACCAGGAAGCGGAGGCGGGACGGGCGGCGGGCGAGGAAGGCCGCGGACGACGGCGGGGUGGAGGGGGAGGAGGGCGGGACCGACGGGGAGGCGGAGGAGGAGGAGGAGGAGGAGGAGAUGGAGGAGGACACGGAGAACAACGUGGAGAAGGACGUGGAGGACUACGUGAAGGAGCAGCAGGAGCUGGAGCUGGAGAAGGCCGCCAUUCGGGACGACCGCAGCCUGGUGGCGGAGGAGAAGCAGCAGAUGCUGGAGGAGAAGGAGAGGAUGAUGAUGGACCUGAGGAAGGAGCAGGAGGCCACCGAGAUGCUCACCGCAAAAUUCAAGGCCAUGGAAAGCAAGCUGCUGGUUGGCGGUAAGAACAUCAUGGACCACACCAACGAGCAGCAGAAGAUGCUGGAGCUGAAGAGACAGGAGAUCGCCGAGCAGACGCGUCGGGAGCGGGAGAUGCAGCAGCAGAUGCUCCUGCAGGACGAGGAGACGCUGGAGCUGAGGGAGACCUUCUCCUCCCUGCAGCAGGAGGUGGAGCUCAAGACCAAGAAGCUCAAGAAGUAUAAAAAGCUACACGCCAAGCUGCAGUCAGUGAAGGCCGAGAUCCAGGACGUGAACGACGAGCACGUGAACGCGCGGCAGGAGCUGGAGCAGACGCAGAACGAGCUGACCAGGGAGCUCAAACUGAGGUACCUGAUCAUCGAGAACUUCAUCCCUCCCGAGGAGAAGAACAAGAUCAUGAACCGGCUGGUGUUUGACGCUGAGGAGGACCAGUGGAAGUUCCAGCCUUUCGUUCAGGCGGAUGACAGUAAAUCCGUUCAGAUGAAGAGAAGGCCUACCUCUGCAGUGGGGUACAAGCGGCCAAUCAGCCAGCACGCUCGGGUUGCCAUAGCGAUGGGAGCUCACUCCAGAUACCGGGCCGAGAACAUCAUGUUCCUGGAACUGGACAUGACUCCGCCCACCACCUUCCACCUGGACUUCCUGAAGCCGGAGCAGGACCUGGCGCUGCAGCUGGGCCGGGACCUGCUGCUCGACAACGCCUCCUACAGGGAGAGGACUGCCGCUGCGCGCGUCCGCAAGUCUCGCUCCUGGUGUCAGCAGCCCUGCGGGAUCUCGUCCUCCUCCUCCAUGUGUUCCCUAAACUCAGGGGCGCAGUACCUGCCCCACAGCCAGGGGGCGACAGCCACCUCAUCUCAUCCGUGAAAGGGACAGCCCCAGCCCCCCCGCCCCCUG
Messenger RNA from Anguilla anguilla (European eel), 2809 nucleotides. Its product is annotated as kinesin-like protein KIF3C. The transcript has 9 exons. Gene Ontology annotation, biological process: microtubule-based movement. NCBI's taxonomy places the organism in Eukaryota, Metazoa, Chordata, Actinopteri, Anguilliformes, Anguillidae. Bases 461 to 2779 code for a protein of 772 amino acids. The record is from RefSeq and is a predicted model, not a curated record. Gene Ontology annotation, molecular function: microtubule binding; ATP binding; microtubule motor activity.